Molecule: messenger RNA, 717 nt
Organism: Scomber japonicus (chub mackerel)
Lineage: Eukaryota; Metazoa; Chordata; Actinopteri; Scombriformes; Scombridae
Gene: ttc9b
Product: tetratricopeptide repeat domain 9B
Exons: 3
Coding region: 1-717 (238 amino acids)
Molecular function (GO): protein binding
Source: RefSeq, a predicted model, not a curated record
AUGCACAGCACGCUGCUCCGGUCCUCCCCAACAAAACACACAUUCGUGUCCGAGCACCAUGGCCCGCUCCAGCCGCUUUUAUUGAGAGACAUGGAAGCCAAACAGCACUCGAUAAAGAGCCUGAAAAGCUACCCGGAGACCGGCGGCAGGAGCCUGGCAGCUGCCGCCGGUGCCGGCUCGGCUGAAAUGGAGAUGGAGUCGAAGAUCCAGAAAGCCAUCGACUUCAAGGCGGAGGGUCACCGCUGCUACAAAGAGAAGAAAUUUCGGGAAGCGAUAGGCAAGUAUCACCGGGCGCUGCUGCAGCUCAAAGGGGUGCAUGUUGUCGACGGGACGACGGGCUCCGAGGUCAACCUGCUGAACCAAGCCGCCGCCAAGCUCACCGAGGAGCAGCGGAGAGCCGUGGAGAGCACCGAGAUAGAGUGCUACGACAGCCUGACAGCAUGUCUGUUGCAGUCAGAGCUGGUAAACUAUGAGAGAGUGAAGGAGUACUGUCUGAAGGUGCUGAGCCACCAGAGAGACCACUUCAAGGCCAUGUACCGCGCCGGCAUCGCCUUCUAUCACCUGGGUGACUACGAAUGUGCCCUACGCUACCUGCGUGAUGCCAAGAACCGUGAACCCACAGACACCAACGUGCUGAGGUACAUCCAGCUGACAGAGAUGAAGAUGAGCAAGAGCGGACAGCGGGAACGAGAGAGCGGCAAAGAGACCCAGGGCUAA